Messenger RNA from Actinia tenebrosa (Australian red waratah sea anemone), 1960 nucleotides. RefSeq lists its product as uncharacterized. NCBI's taxonomy places the organism in Eukaryota, Metazoa, Cnidaria, Anthozoa, Actiniaria, Actiniidae. The record is from RefSeq and is a predicted model, not a curated record.
AAUCAGUGCCACGUUCCCAAUUUCAUUCUCUCUGUGAAUUGGAUGGGAAUUCAUUGUGAAUUCAWGGAAAUUCCCAACAAAUUCCCAAUUUGGGAAUCCGUUUUYYCCCCUGUGUUUGAAGGUUCUCCAUGCAGUUUUCCUCCCUCUGCAAAAAUCAACUUCUCAAUUCCAAUGAAUUGAAUUCAGUAAAUAAAUACAUAAAUAAGAUGCUUAGGUUCAUGUCAAACGUCAAAACUUCACGAGCYGAACCUAAUGACAUCAAAGAAGACAACCCUGUUAUCCAUUGUUUCGAUUAGGUUUGACUCAUGCGAAKUUUGGCCUAAGCCUUAAAGCAACUCAAUGCUUAAAAACUCUAAACGUUGGUCCAUAAACUAUAACAUCAUAAUUAUGCCAAUUUUUUUUUAUUUCAGUAGAUCCAGUAAUUUARUUUUCAAGUAAAGGAGUCAAAGAAAAGCAAUUGUUCAAGAGGCUGACAAGACAAGUCAGGGAAGUGAAUGAUUACAUGAACAAAAACAGUAGAAUCUUUAGCUUCAAGCAUUAUUUGAAUAAUGAGGGAAUUGCAAGCCCAGCUUUACGCAGAAGCCAAUUGGCUGCUGCACUGAGCAGAAGAGAAAUCCCUGCCACUAAUGCACCAUAUGAGCCAAUCACAGACCUUGGCCCACCUACAAUCACCAGUAGACCUGCCGUCAGACAAGAGAGGGAGAUUCACUCCACCCCACCACGCCCAUCAUCAGUGACAUCAUCCCGCCCAGGAUCUUCAGUAUCACAAGUUUACACUCGUCAAUCCAGUGCAAAGAGCACAUCGAGCAGUGGAACGUUGGAUAAGAAAAGAGAAAAACAAUUCCGGGACGCUGAUGAACUUGCUAAAGAAAAAUGGAUAGAAAAUGACCCGGACUUUGACAAGCUUUUCGUUCCUGAAGAGAUUGAACAAGAUGAUAUGGAGUUUAGGUUUCACGAUCCAUACCCUAGGACUUGGGUUGACGAAACUGUCGAGGAUGCAUGCUUUAGAGGUUCGAAGAAAGUGGACCCUUUCAUGCACCGACUUGAAGAGCUAGAGAACCUACAGGAAGAAACAGUUCUAUGGGAACAACUGAGGGAAGAGAAAAUCAAACAAGCUACCACAAAUUCAACAAACAAACAUGUUAACACUAGAAAUGGUAAGAAUACUAAAAUGGUGAGUUCUCGAGGGAGCUCGGCAAAGUAUCCCUCGUGGAGGGCAACACCAGGGACAUCACUGCAGAGAGCAAAAUCUUCAAUUAAUAGACUUAAAAGGACUUCCUCCGCUGGAAGAAGUAGUACUACUUCGAACCCUGUAUCUGGAUCCGAGGAGUCGGAUAUUACGACAUUUCGUAACAGUGGAUAUACUCUUGGGAUAUCUUUUGUUCCUGGGUCUAUGUACCCAGAGACGAUGAAGAGACAGAAAGAAAWGGUUGACAAUGGUGACAGAGUUGAAAACUCUAAAAGAAAAACUAAUGGGAGUGUGUCAUCUCUAAGUCAGCAUGACUCUACUCAAGAACAACUACAACAGCAACAAACGCCCAAAAUUCCACACUGUGAAGCAUGUCACCUUCGAAAAUCUGCUGGAAUAAGAAAGCAUAAUUGCAAAAAUAACAUCCCUACUUUACGAGCCAUGCGGUCGCAGUAUGCACUUAAAGCAGCAGAAUGCUACGAUAUUGUGGAUAUUGCAGAGACUUUUGAACCCCCAUGCAAAAAUACCCUAAAUAAGACUCAGCCUGAGCUAACAACAGCUGAAAAGGCAGCUAAGAAGGGCUUAGUUCCUGGAAAGAGCUUGCAUUCACAGCGACGUAUAUCACUAACGUCAGAAGGAAUGGCUGUUAGGGGUAUUAACCCGGCUCUAAAACUGUCAAGACCAAGUACUGGUAAACGCGUUAAGUCUUCUAAAGGUUCUAAGUAUAAAUAGGAUGAUAAAUGUGUGAAAUAAAGAAAAUUUUAUUUAUGA